Messenger RNA from Quercus robur (English oak), 1181 nucleotides. RefSeq lists its product as uncharacterized. Bases 158 to 970 code for a protein of 270 amino acids. NCBI's taxonomy places the organism in Eukaryota, Viridiplantae, Streptophyta, Magnoliopsida, Fagales, Fagaceae. The record is from RefSeq and is a predicted model, not a curated record. The transcript is spliced from 6 exons.
AAAGCUGGGAUUUUGCAGCUGCCAAAUCACACUCACCACAAGCAGCCAAAAAAGACCCAUAAAUAAUACUUAUUCCUUUUUUUAUUAUCCAUUUCAUCGGUAAAUUCCUCUGCACAUUUGAGCUAAGCAAAUAGGUGAAAAACUAGAGUGAAAAUCAAUGGGUGAAGCUCUAUUCGAACUGGAACAAGUUCUCAGGUCCAAACAGGACAAAAUAACGCCUCAAGAAGCAAGUGUUCUUCUAUCAUGCAAGUCAACUGCUGUAAGGGAUUUUAGCAUUGGAGCUCUUAUGGGUGCCGGUGUUGCGUGGGGCGCAACACGGAGACUGGGUAGGUUUUCUCGAAUCAAUCUUUCAGGAGGAGCUGCCAUUUGCUUUGGGUUGUGGAGGUUUGGUAGGUCCCUUGAUUCAUGUGUUGAUCAAGUUCUUGCAAUAGAUGGAAGUCGGAUGCAGAAGGAGUUGGCAAAUAUAAUAGUGACAAAAUAUCGGGAUGAUCCUUGGAGAAUGCAGCUUAUCUCUAAGCAUUUCUAUUCUGAAGAAGUUUUUGAUGAUUCAACAGCUGAUCGGCCAAAAAUAAGGUGGCGUUAUAGAAAUUUCUUUAGUGAUAAUGUUGUACAUGGUCAAAGGACAAAUGAGAGUGACUCUCCCAGCAACUCAGAACGUAAUUCCCACGAGUCCUAUGGUGACUCACACAGUGAUUUCCACAACCAAGAGCAUACUGACUACCACAAUGACACUGACAGCAAAAGGACUAAUUUUGAGUCCAAACAAGUUCCUAGGAACCCUGGCAUUGAUGUGAUGGCAGACCCUUUCGAUUGCGUUUUUGGUAAUCUGGCUACAAUGGAUGAGAUUCAUCUCCCUAAUACCUCAAGCAAGCCAACGCCACCUAGGGGACAUACUCGUGGCCAUAAAAGAUCUCACCGUAGGCGUCACAUGCAUCAUCAGGAUGUCCCAUUAAAUUCUCAACAUGUGUAAUAUAAUUUGCAUGUCAUGAUGUCAAUAAACAGCAGGAGAAUCAGAGAAGAACUGUAUAAAAGAACUAUGAAUUGUACCUAUCAAAAAAUAAAAGGAACUAUGAAUUGGAAUUUGAAAAGAGGUUUAUUUUCUAGUUUGAAUUUUGGCAAUGACAGAUGUUCUAAAGGACUUUAUCAAACUCAGGGUAUGUUAUGGCCAUUUCUUUGUGCUA